Messenger RNA from Dermacentor andersoni, 5128 nucleotides. RefSeq names its product nuclear pore complex protein Nup188 (gene Nup188). Gene Ontology annotation, biological process: RNA export from nucleus; protein import into nucleus. NCBI's taxonomy places the organism in Eukaryota, Metazoa, Arthropoda, Arachnida, Ixodida, Ixodidae. The record is from RefSeq and is a predicted model, not a curated record. Gene Ontology annotation, molecular function: structural constituent of nuclear pore. Gene Ontology annotation, cellular component: nuclear pore inner ring.
AUGGCGGACAUUCAAAGAUCGAUCAAGGACCUUUGGGUCAUCAUUUCCGGAAACACUCUUCUCAGAUCAAACGAAUUGGUUGGCACUGAGCUCACGAAAAAUGCCGAUCAAGUUCUCAAUGGACUUCUUUACUUCACUGACCAAAGGAAGUCGAAGACGACCGUACCUGAAAGCUUUAACCAAGAACUGCUUUCCAAGCUUAGCACUCUUCUCGGAUUGGACAAAGAGCGCAGUUAUGAACUGUUUUGUUCUUAUCUGAUAUACGAGUAUCGAGGCACCCCAGAUGACUUGAAGGCAACAGUGGCGAGUGAGCGGAAUAUACCCCACAUACUGAAUGAGGUGUGGAAUUACUAUCGCAUGGAACGCCUAUUCAGCCUGUUUUGUUUGAGGUACAUUCUUGAGCAUUGGCAGAACCCUUCUCAUGUCUAUGUGAGAUUGUUUGAUGGAUUUUUGGAGCGCUUCAAUGAAAAUGAGAUAAUCAUCAAAAAGAUUAUUGAGCAGUUGGAUUUGAUAGUUGAAAUCCAGCAGCCCUCAAGAGAGUCUCAUGGACCUUACAUGACGAACACCCUGAUUGGUCAAUGGGUCAACUACACACUGCAAGAACAAUGUGAGCUUUUAAAGAUCGUCCUUCUCUACUAUAAGGAUAUGCAGCCAAAGCUGGAAAACAUUAUUCAGCUCCUCGACGUGUUUCAGAAGCACAACUUUGGGCAGCGGCGUUCUUUCAGGAAGCUUCUGGGUGACAGCCACAGGCCCAUGCUGGACCUUAUAAGUUACUUAGAAUGCCUUGUGCUCGUAGAGAGCCUUGAUCUUGACUGGCUACAUCGAUACCACCAGGGGAGCAUGACGACAGACCAUCAGCUGCUGAAAGAUCCGGAUGCACUGCAGCAACUAGACCGCAGCAUGUCCUGCCUGGGUGGAAACCCAGCCCACGGUCCCUUGCUGCUGUCAUGGCUUCUCGUUCGCUCCUGGAUCCUGCCGGGCACUCGGACAGCCGGACUGGGAAAAGAGGCUCUCCGAAUGGACGCCUUUGGCUAUCUCAACAGUGCGCUGCGGCACCCCGCUUUCUUUGGGGAUGGGAUCCUUCCGAACAAGGUUCAUGCCAUUGUCUACGAGCUCGUCUUUCUCCUGGUUGCAUCGUUCAAUCAUCGCAGCCUUGGUCCCAUUGAGCCACUGUUUCAUCUUGCAGAGAAGCUUCUUGAGUACCCAACUGUUGCCCAAGACUUCUGGAAGGAGGGUGAAACUUCUGGACUAGGCCAUCUGCUUGUCGAAGCAGAGGAAAUGUUCCCCUUGAAGGCGGAACCACUGAUCCAAAUGCUAGCUGCAUUAGCUAGGGCAAGCCCUGAGAGCUCGCAUAAUGUAAUAACCAGGUUUGGAGGUGUGCCUUGCUUUUUGGAACCUCUGGACAGUGUGCCAAGUGACGUGUUGCAGGUUGCCGAGGAUGGCUUGCGUGUUUCGCUAAGAACAACUCGAUAUCCCUAUGGCAUCCAUGCACUGUCCAUUCCGCUCGGAACAGAAGGGACUGUGUUCAAAUCUGGAAAUAGCUCACUUGUCCGGUGGCGGGUGAAGAUUAAUGGUUGGCAAGUCAUUGUCUGCGAACUCUGCAAGCCCUGUGACUCGGACAAAGGCUGGCUUCAGCGGUUGCUACACAUAGCUCGCCUUAUCCGCAGCCUUUUGGAGACGGACUCAUCACUAGAAGACUUGCUGGUCCACAAUAUCGAUGAGCUUUUUGCUGCACUGCACAGGCUAAUACUCCUGAGCACUCCCCUUAUGAGCCCUCCAAUUGAAGUACUGGGAGAGUGCCUUGAGGUGGUAGCCAUCUUGGCUGAUAAGAGUCCCAAAAAAUCCUGGAAGCGGCUGGUCGCGACGGGUCUGCUUCCUGCUCUCAGCACGCAGCCCAAGUCUGUGGAACAACUCGUUAAGGGCUAUAUGGUCACAGGCAACGUUUUGAGUCAAGCCAUGGCAUCCCAAGAAAGGGUUAUCGGGGACCAUCCUGUCUGCCUUGCUUUUCUGAAGCUGCUUGCUGCUGUUGCUGAGACUUUUGUGGAGACUGUAGAUGAAGAUUUCCUGGCAUGCUUAGCUGUGGUGCUGCAGGACAUCUUUCCCUCAUUUCACAAGUGGAGGUACAACAGACCACAUGACAGGGACGUCAUCGGCCAUCGCUGCCUAAAUAUUUUCCACAGACUGGUUACCGUCUCCGCUAAGUUGAAGGCAGAAACUGUAGGGAGUACUGAACUCUGUGUAUAUGGCCUGCUUCACGGCGAGUCAUGUUCAGCUUUGCUUCGGCUUAUCGUCUCCGCUGAGGAAUUUGUUGCACGGGCUGUUGAAUUUGAAGGAAGUCGCCACUCGAAAGACUUGCUCAACUCUGUGCGACUGUGCUUCUCGGUACUGAACCGCCUGCUGCUGCUGGGCGCCGGUGCGGGCUCCCCUCUGGAACAGCGCUUGUUGGUGUCGCCCAGCCAGACUGCUGGUGGUGCACCGUCCCUGACCGUCUCUGUGGCACGCUUUCUGUACCUGCGCUUUGAUCCGCGUCUCUGCACCCUUGCUGUGCAGCUGCUGAAGCGCAUUGCCAAGCUGUACCCGAUGUCCCUGCUGGCAUGCCUGGGGCGUGAUGCGGAGAGCUUCCGCGACCAGCUGCUGCUGCGUUUGAGCAAAGACACCGAGGAUGUGCGUCUCAAGGUGGCCCUCCUGCAGCUCCUGGCGGUGUGUACACGCACCCAGCCUGGAUUGUUUGAGCUGCUCCUGGGCACCACCACUCCGUCACCGAGGUCGACGCCCUCCUCCUCCUCCUCUGGUUCCUCUGGUGAUGCCUCAUUGAGCUCUUCAGGUUUGGGUUUGUGCUUGGGUGAAGUUUUACAGAUCUUGAAGACAAAGCAAGAGGGUGUGGACUACUGUCCCGCAGACCUGCACUGCUCAUGCAUCGAGUUCAUACACAGCCUGUGGGCGUGCCACCAGCUGCGGGCCAUGGAGCUGCUGCGUAAGAAUAAGUCGUUCUGGAGCCUGGUGUGUUUUCCCCUGAUGGGAGAGGCGGUGGCGACACAAGAAUGCAGGCUGGUGGCCUUCAUCUUCAAGACGCUGGCUUUGGAGCUUUACCAUUCCAAAAGUGAACUUGAUCCCAACGUGAAAGCCGUCCUCGACAAGGCGAAGCAGGGGGCCCCAAUAAAGGCCUGGUCUAAGCUUGUGACCAGCGGCUUGCCCAAACAGCCUGGAGGUGGUGGAAGCCUGAAUGCCUCAGCCAUGAGCAUAGCUGAUGUCAGUGAAAUGUUUGACCCUGUUGCUGAUAGCUUUGUGCUGUUGUCAGGGUGGCGUGACUUCUGCGUGAUUCUUGCCAAGUGUCGUCACAUGCAGAUUGCAUCGGCAGAGAAGAAAGCCAUUCUGCAGGACUUGUUUUCCAGCCUGGUUACAGACGGUGUCCUGACAAAUUUCAAGAUUAGCAUUCUGCUUGGUGAACUUUAUCUCAUACUACUCAAGCAUUGGAGCAGCGGCGUCACGUCUACGGUAUCGGAAUGGGCCAGCAGCAUGGGCACCGUGCUGUGCAUCCUGGAAAACGGCACCACAUCGCUUCAUCCGCGGCUGGCUCUCAUGCUGAGCGCCAUUGGUGCUUCCAUGGUGAAGAUACUGAAGCAACAGCUGGCAGCCAAGAAAGAGGAACAUGAGCUGAACGUGCAUUCGUGGGUGGCAUCUCUGUGUCCUCUGCUAACCUUCUAUGGAAGGAAGUGUGUUGAGGAAAACCUCAAGUCACCAAGUUCUCUCACAGUCCAGGUGUGUACCACAUUGACCACCUUCCUCAAGGAUCUCCUGUCGCUUUCCGAGAACAACACUGGCUGCAUCCCUGUACUUCAACAGAACCUGGUUGUUGCCCAGCUGACAAACCUGUUGCAGGCGUCACUACAGGCAAUGAAGGACAGUCGCCUAGCCCAAGCCAUCUGCCAUUUCUUUCUUGCGCUCACGGCUAUACCUCAGAUGGCCGAGGCGCUGCAGUGCUGCGGAGUGAUGGACCAGGUGAGCCCAUUCCUGUCGGCUUGCUACCAGGGCAGCGACGAGGGCUGGCUGACCGUGUACCGGCUACUGGUGCAGCUGGUGACGGCGCUGCUACACAUGCAGCGUUACUUCUUUCUCGACAGUGCCCUGGGGUUCAUGGCGCUGCAUGUGGACAGACUCUAUGCUUGCCUUAUGCAAGUCCGUUCCAACCCAACACAAAUUGAGGAGGCCUUGGUAACAGCUUGGCUUGUCUGCAAAGUGGCUUCUCUACGAACUAUGUAUCCGUGCAACCAAACGAAUCCCUUGAUGAUGCUCAUGAGAAGCAUCUGCUGUGUCACGUCUUCAGCAGUUGCCUACCUGUGCAGACCCACCCUUCUGCAGCAUAUGCUUGAGUACAAGAAGCAGUCUACCGCCCAACCUCAUUCUGAAGAGCAGGGCAGCCAGCCCAGGCGGCAGCUUUCGACCGACGAUGUCGCUGAUCCAUCACCCAAGCUGACAGAAGCGAGAAAAAAGCUCCAGGAGUUGCUGUUCAUCUGCUUGUGCUGCUGUAAACAGUUCAGUCCAAGCGUGCCUGAAGCCCUAUCAGAUCAGGCGUUGGACAUUGACGAGUGGCGGCCGAUAGCCCACCUGUCGUUUCAGUCACCGUCAGUGGAGCAGGAGGAGAAGCUGACAUUUGGAACCCUCAUGUCGGCUGCGCAGUUAUGCCUCAAGUCGCUUACCAAGGUCGACCGGCAACCAUCCACUGCUGGGAGCCCCCGCCAACAAAGGCUUGUGGAAUUCGCCACCCUGGAGAUGAGCCUGUCAAUAGCACUCGGCCAGGCCCUGCUGUAUAGACUGCAUCCUGCAGUUGCCCUCCAUGACAAGCAGCUUUUAUCCAGGACGUUUAGUGGUGAGAUGGCUGCUAUCAAGGCUGAAGUGCAGAGACAUUUGCGGCGAGGUGGCCAGGGCUCACCAAGCACGUCCAGGACAAAAACCCCGCCCUUGGACCCAGUCUCCGAGUGGGCCUUGGUUCAGACAUUUAUAGAUGUUGUAGAGCAGGUGUUCAAGUGACACUUGGUCUUGCAACCGUGGAGGAAGAAAAGAACUGCCUUCUCUUGUACAUAUUUUAUAUUUGUAAUAUAAGAUAAAAUGAAAAGUUUUAGACCAUCUU